Messenger RNA from Penicillium soppii, 561 nucleotides. RefSeq names its product ER membrane protein complex subunit 4. The record is from RefSeq and is a predicted model, not a curated record. Gene Ontology annotation, cellular component: EMC complex. Gene Ontology annotation, biological process: protein folding in endoplasmic reticulum. The transcript has 3 exons. Bases 1 to 561 code for a protein of 186 amino acids. Lineage: Eukaryota; Fungi; Ascomycota; Eurotiomycetes; Eurotiales; Aspergillaceae.
AUGUCGCAAGCACGUCUGCCACCACCACCUCCACCGCAAUGGGUUGUUUCGUUGAACUCCCCGAUGCCGCGCCCCUCAAAGGCUGCAUCCAGCAUCCCGGACCCGCCAGGCUUCUCAAGUAGUCGGGGAGGCAAGCAGCGCCAGCAACAGCAGCAGCAAGCCAGCACCAAGAAAAUCGAAGAUACCGACGCGCUCAAGAUGAAGAAAGCAUGGGAGAUCGCUAUCGCCCCCUCAAAGCAGAUCCCAAUGAACGCCAUCAUGAUGUACAUGUCUGGCAACAGUCUUCAGAUCUUCAGUAUUAUGAUGGUUCUCAUGCUGUUCAAGGGUCCCAUCCAGGGCAUCAUCAAUACCAAUGCGGCGUUCGCCAAAUACGAAACUCCCUCGACACAUUCGCGCCUUCUUGGAGUCAAGGUGGUCUACAUGGCAAUGCAGCUGGUAUUACUAGGACUUGGUAUCUGGAAGGUUAAUGCGAUGGGUCUAUUGCCAACUACGAGAUCGGAUUGGCUCGCGUGGGAGUCGGAACGGCAGCCACUGGAGAGUGCUCAUUUUGCUUUCAGGUGA